AUGCUGCCAGUGGUGCUGGGGCUUCUGAGCCUCCUGUCCCCCUGGGGCAUUGGGGGUGUGGGGGCUGUAGCCCCCAGGCAGGAGCGCCUGGCCAGGACCGCACUUCAAGCUCUGUCUGAACAAGGGACUGUCCUGCUCAAGGCUGUCCGGAGAAAGGCCUCCCUGGCUGUAGAGAGGGCGACACUGGAAUACAGACGCAGGCUUCUGGCGUGCCAGGCUUGUGUUAACCACACCUCGCCUUGUCCUGCCCAAGGACAAGGUCAGAGUCCCUUUGGGGGAGUGGAUGACCAUUCAUCAGGGGUGGUACAGAGAGGAUUGCUGCUCAGAAAUGGGUUGGACCAGGGGACCUUAGAGGCCCCUUCUAGCUCUGAGAUUCUGGGAUCCUGGGAUGGGGAUGUGUGCUGGUCAGAGCAGCUCCAUGUCUACACCGCUCCUGGAAAACAGAAGCUGGGUAAGGGCUGCAAGGAUGGGCAGAAGGUUGGAGGGGAGUAUGGCCAGAUGCUGGGGGAUGUGGGAAGCCAAGUGACUUGUGGCCUUCAGAGCCGCGGAGCUGCCAACGUGACAUGGGCCCGGGGCAGAAUUGUGGGGGGCAAGGCAGCAUCCCCGGGCUCCUGGCCGUGGCUGGUGUCGCUGAGGAUGAAUGGGCAGCCCAUGUGUGGAGGUGUCUUAGUCGAGGAUGCCUGGGUCCUCACUGCUGCUCACUGCUUUGCAAGCCUUCAGAAUGAGCUCCUGUGGACAGUGACCCUGAACAGUCCCCCUGGGGAGAGGCAGGAGGAUGGGAUCCCAGUUAACCGCAUUCUGACCCACCCCAAGUUUGAUCCCCAGACCUUCCAGAACGACUUGGCUUUGGUGGAGCUGUGGGCGCCAGUGCCCCCAUCCGAGUGGGCAUGGCCUAUUUGUCUACCUGAGGAGCCCAGGGAGCCUCCAGCAGGCACCCUCUGCUCCAUUGCUGGCUGGGGAGCUGUCUACGAAGAUGGACCUGCGGCUAAGGCCGUGAGGGAGGCCAGGGUGCCCUUGCUCAGCUUGGACACUUGCCGGACAGCUCUAGGGUCAGCACUUUACCCCAGCACCAUGCUCUGUGCGGGCUCUCUGUCUGGAGGAGUGGACUCCUGCCAGGGUGACUCAGGGGGGCCUCUGACAUGCUCAGUGGCUGGGCCCUCUGUGAGGGAGGUCGUCUACGGUAUCACCUCCUGGGGGGAUGGCUGUGGAGAGCCGGGCAAACCUGGUGUAUACACCCGCGUGGCAGCUUUUGGGGACUGGAUCCACCAGCAGAUGAGUGCCCCUCCUUCCAGCCGGGAGCCCAGCUGCCGGGAGUUUUUGGCCCUGGAUGCUCAGGAGGACCCUUCUGCAGAGUUCUCUCACCUCUGCGCCUUCUACGAGCGCUCCUGCCCCGUGCCUCGGGGAUCCGGCGCCUGCACCCGCCUGUCCCAGAAGAAAUGUCAGCUGCACAAGAGGAGAUGUGAGCUGCGCUCUCUGGUCCAGACCCUGCUGAACCUACUCAGAGACGCUCAGGACUUCUUCUCGCGCCACUUGGGUCUGCUUCGUCUUGCGCGAGCGCUGCCUCACCUUGGCCUAGGGCUUCUGCAACAUUCCUGGCUUCCUUCCCCAGCUCCGUGGCGAGGCCAGGGCACAGCGCGGUUUGUGGUGCCAACAUCCCAGAUCCGACUGAGGAUGCUUUCCCCCCUCCCCUCCUCCUCUCCCCGAGGAGAUGCUCCCCUACCCCAGGCGAGGCAGGAGCAGGAGGCAGAAGGGGAAGGCUGCCCCGGGCUAGAUGCUCUGGGCCAAAAGCUGGCUGCCCUUCGAGGAGCUCACACCUGGAUCCUACAAGUGCCCCGGGACCAGCUGGCUAUGGACUUUCAGGAGAUCCUGGCUGACCUGGGCUCCAGGACUCCGAAGGGACUCUUCCAGGCCCAAGUCAGGGCAGUCGUGGGGGGCCGGAUAGUGGUCUUUGUCACCAUGAUAGGAUUGGAGCCUGCCACCCUCACUCAUAGCCUCCCUGGCCUUUUGGCCCAGGCCUUGAGGGCCUUCAGAGUGUGCUGCUUCCGGAUAGGGCACAGGCUGGCCCCUUCAGGGAAGGGCUCCCACCUAGAGGUGGGCCCCUCGGAAGGCAGCUGUCCCUUCCGGAUGAGUGACAGCCCCAGCCGGCCGGCCGCUCUCCAUGCCCCUGCCCAGCUCGCCCACAGGCCCCUCCCUCAUGCCUCCUCCUUGAUGGGCCGCGGCCCCUGCUGGGCUCCCUCCUUCCCGGUCCUCUGGCCUUCCUCCCUCCGCCUCGCCCUCCACGAGCCCCACAGGGGUGUCCGGUUGCUGUUAUAA
Messenger RNA from Vombatus ursinus (common wombat), 2313 nucleotides. It is a transcript of the gene PRSS56, whose product is annotated as serine protease 56. Gene Ontology annotation, biological process: proteolysis. The record is from RefSeq and is a predicted model, not a curated record. Lineage: Eukaryota; Metazoa; Chordata; Mammalia; Diprotodontia; Vombatidae. Gene Ontology annotation, molecular function: serine-type endopeptidase activity. Bases 1 to 2313 code for a protein of 770 amino acids. The transcript has 16 exons.